AUAAUAAAACAAGUAUGACAACCUCAAAAGCAAAAAGGAAAUAUCAUUGGGGAAUUAAUUAGAGGUUAGCCAUGAAUGAAUGAUUGAUGAGGUUGGGGUUGCAAUUGAGUCGAGGCCCAUGCAAUCCCAGCUACUUUUAUAAUUAAAUUAAUAAAUCACCAUCAUCAUCAUCGUAGUUAAAAAUCAUCAUAAUUACCCCCAAAAGAAAAACCAGUUUCUUUUUACUAUAAAGCAAAGAUUCAAAAUCACACACUUCUUUUUUUUUUCUAAAAUCCAAACAACCCUUUUUCUUUUUAUUUUUCUCCCCCACCACCAUUAGAGAAGAUUCUGAUCUGAUUCAAGAAAAAGGGUAACAAUCAAUAACCCAUCAUCUUCUAGCUUUGCCUUUAUCGAUUUCUGCUUAAAAACACCCCAUUUGUCAAUUGUCCCAUCUCUCACUUAAUUUCUUUCUUCCCUCCUCAUUUUUCAAAUCAAUCUUUUUGCUACCUACUCCACCUCCAAAAAUCAAAACAUAAUCAUUUUCCACAAACAUAAUCAUUUCCAUAAGAAAAGUUUUCAUUUUUCAGUCAAAUCCCAACUUUCCAGCUUCAUGGAGGAAAGGAAAAUGGCAGCAGAGAAACCCAGUUCCAAAGGCCAAGCAUGGUUCUGCACUACAGGUUUACCUAGUGAUGUUAUAAUCGAGGUUGACGAUAUGACUUUCCAUCUUCACAAGUUCCCACUAAUGUCAAAAAGUAGAAAGCUUCACGAGCUCAUAACAGAACAAGAGAACAUGCCACUAGCAAGAAGAACAGCAAGCAUCCAAACGCCGUCUGAGCACAACCACCACUUCGACAACGACGUUGUAGAGAGAGAAGAAAUCCGAGAAGAGCAGGAAAACGAUGAAGAUGACGAAGAGCAGUGUCACAUCACUCUCCCAUAUUUCCCGGGGGGUUCCGAUUCGUUCGAGUCCGCCGCGAAAUUCUGUUACGGCGUUAAAAUAGAUCUCUCCGCCACCAACGCCGCCCCACUCCGCUGCGCCGGAGAAUACUUGGAGAUGACGGAGGAGUACUCGGAAGAUAACCUCAUUUCCAAGACGGAAAGGUUUCUCUCACAGUCGGUUCUCAAAAACAUCAAACACUCCAUCAAAACCCUAACCGCCUGCGAAAAAUUGGGGCCAAUGGCGGAAGAGUUGGGGAUUACGCAGAGAUGCAUUGAAGCCGUUGCGGCCAAAGCCGCCGCCUCAGAUCCGUCGCUGUUCGGGUGGCCGGUGAACGACGGAGCUACAAACUAUGAAGGUCUGAAUGAAGUAAACACUCGGAGGAAAUUGAUUGCCGGAGCAGGAGCUCCGGCUGUAGAUUCAUGGCUGGACGACCUAGGGUUUUUGAGUUUGCCGUUUUUCAAACGCUUGAUUUUCGCCAUGAAAGCUUUGAAUCUGAGUGGGGAAAUUAUCGAGAGUUGCUUGAUUCACUACGCCAAGAAGUACAUUCCCGGAAUUUCGCGCACAACUCGAAAGCCGCCGCCGUCGUCGUCUUCCACCACCACCACUGCGCCGCCGACGGAGAACGAGCAGAGAGAGCUUCUAGAGACGAUUAUUUCGAAUCUGCCGAAGGAGAAGACCACAUUGCGUUCAGCAUCAAACGCCACGCGGCUUUUAUUUGGAUUAUUACGAACGGCGUAUAUUUUGAAUGCUUCGGAAGCUUGCAGAUUAACAUUGGAGAAGAAAAUCGGAUCUCAAUUAGAGCAAGCUACAUUAGACGAUUUGCUGAUUCCGAGCUAUUCGUACUUGAAUGAAACGCUGUACGAUGUGGAUUGUGUGGAGAGAAUUCUAGGGUAUUUUCUCGAGGUGAUGGAGGAGAGAGAUCUGACUGGAAUUGAAGGUGAAGAUGAGAAUCACAGCGUCAGAUCCGCCGCGUUGAUGGUGGUCGGAAAGUUGAUCGACGGCUACUUGUCGGAAAUUGCCUCCGACGCGAAUUUGAAGCCGGAGAAAUUCUUCGAUCUCGCCGUAGCUCUGCCGGAUCACGCCAGAGUUUUUGACGACGGACUUUAUCGAGCGGUUGAUGUUUAUCUUAAGGCGCAUCCAUGGAUAUCGGAGGUGGAUAGAGAGAAGAUCUGCGGAAUUUUGGACUGCCAGAAACUGACGCUGGAGGCGUGCACCCACGCGGCGCAGAACGAGCGGCUGCCGCUGAGGGCGGUGGUGCAGGUGCUGUUCUUCGAGCAGCUUCAGCUCCGCCACGCCAUCGCCGGAACUCUGAUCGCCGGUGAUUCGGGUACGGUGGUGGAGGAUGGGCGGCUGUCCAGUCGCGGCGGUGGGGAGGAAGAGGAAGAUGAGGAGGCGAACGAGGCGGAGGCGCGUGCGCAUGAUGGAGGCGGCGCGUACAGAGCGGCGGUGAGGGAGAAUCAGGUGCUGCGGCUGGACAUGGAUAGCAUGAGGACGCGGGUGCACGAGCUAGAACGGGAGUGCACCACGAUGAAGAAAGCGAUACAGAAGAUAGACAAGACGGACCCACGGGGACACGUGGAGAAAGGUGGUUGGCGGUCCAAGUUCGGUUGCAAAUUCAAGACACAAGUGUGCGAUUCACACGAGCCGACUGUGGUGGACGCCAGAAAGGCCCGCGCCCACCGCCGGGAACAACAUUAAAUUAAAGUCCUCAAUAAAUUCAAAUCCUUCCAAUUUUUACUUUUCAUUCGUCCUUUUUUUUUUUUUUUUGGUUGUGUGAAUAUAAGUAAUUUAUGAGAUUUGUCAUU
Molecule: messenger RNA, 2724 nt
Organism: Erythranthe guttata (spotted monkey flower)
Lineage: Eukaryota; Viridiplantae; Streptophyta; Magnoliopsida; Lamiales; Phrymaceae
Product: Phototropic-responsive NPH3 family protein
Source: RefSeq, a predicted model, not a curated record